CAGAAAAUAGACGCAUUAUCGGCCUCUCUAUGGCUAUUAUACCAUGCUUGAACGUAUUGUAUUGUAUUGUGCAGAAUCAAAUUUGGAACAUGAAGCCAGUUUGACUUUUCCUCUUCAUGGAAAUGUUUAUUCGUUUAUCGAAGUAAAUCUAAUUGUGUGUAGAUCUACAUGUUAGUGUAGCGUCAUUAUUGACAUUGUCACAUUGGCUGACAUUUCCUACACUGAACUGGCUACUCUAGCAUAACUAGAUAUCUAGAUCUAGAAAUCUAGAUCUAUACUCUAGAUUCUAGAUUAGAUCUAGAUCUAGACUCUAGAUCUAAAUCUAAUAAACAAAUGGACGCCAACUGUGAGGAAGACACAACAAUAACAAUGUACAGACUUAACUCUGGAAAUGAUAAUGACCCUGUAUGUGUGAAAACGUGUGAUUUAUUUGCCCCUCGUUCUUCUGGAGAAGUUAUGAAUCUUUGGAUUGAUAGAAUCUAGUAAUGUUUUGCCUAGUUGUUAAAGAUGAACCUAUGUCUAGUUCUGGGACUAGAUCUAGAUCCAGAUCUAGUAUCGAUACUCUUUGUCUUAGUACUUUAAAAGAAGAUGUAAAACAUGACAUUAUAGGAAGGGAAGGUGAAUCUCUGGGUGUUGAUGAGGAACAUCAUUUGUCAGUAAAAGAAGAGCCCAGGUUUGAAUGGCCGUGUGACGUCAAGGCCGAGACAAAUGACAAACUGAACGUUGAAAGUGAAAGUACCCUGACUCUCAGACACAGUGUAGUAAAAGAUGAUCCUAUCUGUACUGAGGAGGAAGACGUGACAACUGUCGUUAAACCAGAGUGCCUCACAGAUAUAUGUACGGUGAAAACUGAACCACUAUUUGGACAUUUUCUUGACUUUGGUGAUGAAGUGAAACCAAAAGUGGAGAAUUUUGUGAAAGAAGAAGUGUCAGAAUGGGAAGGUCCCGACAUUGGAGAGGUAGGCAAGACAGAAGUACAAGUGGGAGAUGUGGAGGAUACGUGUGCUGAGCCCGUGUUUGUUGAGGAUCACAUGAGUCAGACUGGAGGACUACUGCUGCAAAUCUCCAAUGUGAGGAGCUUGUGUAUGGAGCAGAGUGACAGCCCUGACAUUGAUGUUGUUGCUUCCAGUAGUCCAACUUCAACUUUCUCUCCUGAUCCAGUCACAAGUUCUGGAUCUGUUGUCAGGGCCAGCUGGGAUCACGGAAAACGUCUUAACGGCAAAAGUCAUAUGUCUUGUGAUAGUAAACAGUCCAUGGGUCAAGGUCCCGAUUUCAACCAUUCUUGUGCUCUGUCUUUUGCCAGUUGUAUAAAUUCUACGGAAUCUUCUAGUACCACACCCCCAAAACUGUACAAAGAGAUGGGCGCUGGUUGCCAAGAUGUGCCAAGGUUUCUGCUCAGGGAAAGUAGAUACUCUGGAGAAAAACCUCACAAGUGUAAUGUCUGUCUUGAAAUGUUAACAGAACUAGGUAAUCUACAGAAACACAAAAGAACACACACAAGAGAUAGGCCUUACAAGUGUGAAGUUUGUGGUGCCACAUUUACACAGAGCAAACAUCUACAGAGACACAAAAGAACACACACAAGAGAAAAGCCUUUCACGUGUGAAGUUUGUGGUGCCACAUUUACACGUGGCAGAAAUCUACAGACACACAAAAGAACACACACAGGAGAAAAACAUUACAUGUGUGAAGUUUGUGGUGCCACAUUUACACAGGGUAGCACUCUACGACGUCACAAAAGAAUACACACAGGAGAAAAACCUUACAAGUGUGAAGUUUGUGGUGUUACGUUUACACAAGGUAGCAGUCUACAGCGUCACAAAAGAAUACACACAAGAGAAAAACCUUACAAGUGUGAAGUUUGCUGUGCCACGUUUACAUACCGUUGCAAUCUAGAAAGUCACAAAAGAAUACAUACAGGAGAAAAACCUUACAAGUGUGAAGUUUGUGGUGCCACGUUUACACAGGGUAGCAGUCUACAGAGUCACAAGAGAACACACACAAGAGAAAAACCUUACAAGUGUGAAGUUUGUGGUGCCACGUUUACACAGGGUAGCAGUCUACAGCGUCACAUGAGAGUACACACAGGAGAAAAACCUUUCAAGUGUGAAGUUUGUGGUUCCACGUUUAUACAGAAUAGCCAACUACAGAGUCACAAAAGAAUACACACUAUAGAAAAGCCUGACAAGUAUGUGUGAAGAAGAAGAAGAAGAAGAAGAAGAAGGUUUAUACAGAAUAAUAGCCAACUACAGAGUCACAAAAGAAUACACACUAGAGAAAAGCCUGACAAGUAUGUGUGACAUUUGCGGUGCCACGUUUGCACAUAACGGAAAUCUACAAAA
This is a messenger RNA of Aplysia californica (California sea hare), 2342 nucleotides long. RefSeq names its product zinc finger protein 2-like. Gene Ontology annotation, cellular component: nucleus. Gene Ontology annotation, molecular function: DNA-binding transcription factor activity, RNA polymerase II-specific; RNA polymerase II cis-regulatory region sequence-specific DNA binding. The transcript is spliced from 2 exons. Gene Ontology annotation, biological process: regulation of transcription by RNA polymerase II. NCBI's taxonomy places the organism in Eukaryota, Metazoa, Mollusca, Gastropoda, Aplysiida, Aplysiidae. Bases 486 to 2198 code for a protein of 570 amino acids. The record is from RefSeq and is a predicted model, not a curated record.